Messenger RNA from Auanema sp. JU1783, 2004 nucleotides. The record is from the annotation of a GenBank genome assembly. NCBI's taxonomy places the organism in Eukaryota, Metazoa, Nematoda, Chromadorea, Rhabditida, Rhabditidae.
AUGUCAGCGACAAUCAGUGUCAAUAUUAUGAGUACAAAACCCCUGGAUACUCGGACAUUUAGAGUAUCGGAAAGGCUACGGCAACGUAAGCAAAAAGCUAUAACGAGUGAAGAUUCCAACUAUGACGAUGGUCGCGAAGCAAUUUCCGAUGAUGAUGACGACUAUAACUAUAACAAUGAUGAACGAGAUGAAGAAGAUUCUUUCAAUUUAGAUGAUGAUGAUGAUGAUGAUAUACAAAUAAUUGAAAGCCACAGUACUCCUCCUGUUCUCAAACAGUUUGUUGAUGAUCACCUGCCUCCCUUAACAUUUCCUGAUGUUAACAAUGACUUCAAACCGUCUAUUCCCGAAGUUGAAGCAUUAAAGCCCGAAAUAAAAGCAGUGUCUGUGCAUAUUCCACUUCCUGGAUCAGAGCUAGUCGGAGCAUCGAUUUCUUCCUCAAAUCAGUCUCAGUUCGAUUCAUUCGUUAUAACAGUUCCUCAAGCUACACUAAAGUCGAAAACGUCGGAUAUCACGGAUUCAAAUGAUAUACGAUUAAGAUGUCAUCAUCCGAAGUGCGACAAACUAGUUAGAGGCAAUUACGCUUAUAUAAAUCAUAUAUGGGCUCACUUUGCAGUUGAGUCCUGUUCUUUUAGGAGCUUUUCUAAUUGUAAUUCUGGGCGAAGAUCGAAUCCUACUCCCGACAAGUUGGAUUUUCGAGGAACCUGCCCUUAUUGCUUCUUGAAGUAUGAAACACCUUUCUUUCUUCAGCGACACAUAUCAACGACUCAUACUAUCUCGUCAGAAGUGAUAGCUGCUACUAUUUGCUCCAUCUGUGAUGUGGAAGUGGAUUCAGACCCGAAAAAGUUGAUAAGACAUAUGAGACUUGUACAUAAUAAGAGAGAAGCCCCUUACAACUGUAAACUAUGCUUUUUCGGGGCAGGAGAGAAAUGCGAAAUGUGGAAGCAUUUUUUAACGAAACAUACAAAUUCUCAUGCUCUUAUGUGUCCUAUUUGUAUCGAGAUUUUCGUGAUUCCUAGUAAUAAGAAACGAAAUAUGGAGAAUAGUGGUAGAGAAUUUUAUGAACACUUUCUUUCUCAUAUAACAGAAAAUCAAAAUGAUUGUUCUGAGUGUCCUUGCUUCUUUUCUAAUCCUUCUUCUGCUCAUGAUCAUCACGUUAGAGCGCAUUCAACUGAUUUGAGAAUGAAGUGGGCUAUCAGACACAGGAAUGACGAGUUACGAAACAACGUAAGAAGCCAAAUACAACGGGUUUUCUUCUCCGGGAAUGAUUGUCCUCGAUGUACUACGUUAAAUGCUAAAACACAAAUCAAAGAAUAUACUCCACGAUGUAUUAAUUGUAUAACUAAUUAUAUUAAAAGCCAUUGCCGAGCUUCGAACUAUUAUAUUGAUAGGAGAUAUUCUGUAGAUUAUGUGUAUAGGUGUAAUUGUGGGUAUGUUUCUCGGGACGUUAGAGAUACGGCUAUUCAUUCUCGAGUUCACGAGCAUCUCCAAAUACAGAUAGAGUAUAAUCCCAUAGCCCAAUCAGCUCAAACUGAGGAACAAAGAAAAGCAGAUGAUUUCGAACUAGACUUGUUUCAAAUUGUUCACCGUCCUCUGAAAGUUAUGAAACGGCGUUCUCUCGAUUCGAGCGAAGAUGUUAUUCAUGAAAUCCGGAAACGCGUCGAAAGCAUUCAAGUAGAGGAGAAUAUUGAUGAUUUACCACGACUAAAUCAAUCCUCUGCUGCCGAAGAUUUUGAUAUUCUGAUGCAGGCAUAUGACUUCUGGAUGUCGGAAGAGUUAAGAAAUAACCGGAAAAGAAAGUUCGUAAGCCAGAAUCUAACGGACUCGAGGAAAAACGUUGUUAAAGAAGAGAACUCUGAGGAAUUCAGUAGACCACGGAGAUUAACUCGACAAUCUACAAGAAGUCAAAUUUCUCCUCCAAGUUUGACACCUCUCGCUUCUUCUACUGGUAACCUUUGCCGGGACGAUAAAUCGUCAUCUCCGGAAAUAAUUGUGCUCGAUGAUUGA